Colletotrichum destructivum is the source of this 907-nucleotide messenger RNA. RefSeq lists its product as uncharacterized. The coding region runs from base 1 to 801 and encodes 266 amino acids. Lineage: Eukaryota; Fungi; Ascomycota; Sordariomycetes; Glomerellales; Glomerellaceae. The record is from RefSeq and is a predicted model, not a curated record. The transcript has 2 exons.
AUGAGAGAAGGGAGUACUGUACAGUACGUACCGGUUGCGAGCUGUCUGUUCCUCUCAUCGCUCAGCCCACACCCCCCAUUUCCUCUCACCGCACCUUUUUUUCUGUCCUGCUGGGCAGAAUACACCACUAAUUGCAAUAUCAGAAAAGAUACGCACACACACACACACGCACAUACACUCACAGCAAGAGAGAGAGGCCAGCACCAGCAAGUUGCAACUCUGCAGCUCCACGUCGGCCAGCUCAUCACCACCACCACCACUUCCUCCCCUCUUCCUCCUCUUCCGCCUCUUCCACGUCCAUCUCCCUCCCAAUCACACCCUCCAUCCAUCCACCCAUCCACUCAUCAUCCACCACCCAUUCGUCCCUUCUCGUGCUCUGUCUUGCCUGUUCCACCGACAUUACCAGCUCGCUGUGGAGACGCCGCAAAGCCUCACUUCCAUGACUGGACAUUCGUUGCGCUGCUGAUCCUGUCGACUUCUUUAAACCACUGGCAUCGCACCGUCCGCCUUCCCAUAUCCUCCCACGAUCGUCUUCCUAUUCGAAGCCACAAUCUCCCUGUUCCAUCGACUCGCCUCGACUCGACUCUACUCGCCUUGUCUCGCCUUGCCUCCCAAGUUAACCUUGAAACUUCGUCCUCGCACAAGUCUUCGAGGCCCCAUCUACCCCAGGGGACAGCGAGAGAGUCUCGAGCGGAAGAGAGACACAACGGAAGAGAGAGAAGAGAGAGACACACAGAGAAAGAGAAAGAGACAGAAAGCAUCGCCCUCGAGGUUUAUUGUUUUGCAACCGGGACAAGCUAACAAACAACCGCCUUGUCUCUUGCCUUGUCUCUUGCUCCAGACCAGACAACUACAAACAUCCCCGCCAGGUUCCCACCGUCGUCACUCGGGGGCCCUUGGAUGCGUU